Messenger RNA from Auanema sp. JU1783, 237 nucleotides. Lineage: Eukaryota; Metazoa; Nematoda; Chromadorea; Rhabditida; Rhabditidae. The record is from the annotation of a GenBank genome assembly.
AUGACUUUUGGAAUUCUUUACUUGAUGGGUGUGGAGUUAAUUGGCUUAGGCUUUCCUAUUUUGAUUAUCAGUGUAUGUUUUGUCUUCAAUGUGGGAAAUUCCGUUGUCUCUCAUUUCGCUUUCAUCUCUAUGGGUUUCUAUCCUAUAUUUGGUUCAUACUAUGUUCUCAUGUCCAACACUGAUUACAGGAACAAAGUGAAAGGGAUAGUUAAGAAAGCACAGGAACUCGUUACCUGA